This is a messenger RNA of Fomitopsis serialis, 1137 nucleotides long. RefSeq lists its product as uncharacterized. NCBI's taxonomy places the organism in Eukaryota, Fungi, Basidiomycota, Agaricomycetes, Polyporales, Fomitopsidaceae. The transcript has 8 exons. The coding region runs from base 1 to 1137 and encodes 378 amino acids. The record is from RefSeq and is a predicted model, not a curated record.
AUGCCGGUCUACGAUCCCCGUGUCCUCCACCUUCUCUCGCGUGUCCUGCCAACGUUCGAUAGUGCCGUCCGCAACUCGGCCCCGUGCGACCGCUCAACCCGCCAGAUCUACCGCAGCACCAUCGUCUGUCUGGAGCGUAAGAGGCUUGGAGAACUGUUUGAUUAUUGUAUGGUGCACGACACCUCGGUCUGCCCUGCAACGCUAUCGGCGGUGCAGAUAGACGACAACACGCUGCUGCUGGGCGGAUGGAUUCUGCUCGGGUUCAUGGAGGAGUGGUUGCGGGAUCCUCGGAACACGCCUGACGAGGUGGUACCGAGGCCGAUGGUUCCUCACGGCGCGCCGGGGCGGAGGAUGAUUGUACCUAUGAAGGUCAUAGUGGAGACGCUGGUCUAUACCUUGGCUCAGGAUGCAUACCCCCCUAUGGUGUUGCCCCUUGUGUGGGACUUGUACAACGGGGAGAUUGAGCUUUCCUUCGACCAGCCGAUCGCCAUGCAGGUGAUCGGUGCGUACAACAAGUACAAGAAGAAUCGUUUCCGGAAACUUGCGACAUUCGAACUCUUCGACGUCAAACUGGGGAAGUUCCGUCCUGCGUCCGUACACCGCGCUCCCGGCUCCACCUCCUUCCGUCUGCCGCUCCCCCUCACCUACAUCCCCGUCUUCAAGGACUCAACCCUCACCAUCGUCGAGGACGCCGCCGAGCACUCACUCGGCAUUCAACCCUUGAAGCCCAUGUGUUCGAUGAAGAGGAACAUCAUGGACCUCGAGUUCCUGUGGCCGGUGGACAUGCCGCAGCGCCGUCAGCUCAUACGCGCUGAUUGGCAUGUCGAGGGGCAGUGGUGGGGCUCGCAACGUCGGCUCGCGGCCGUGCGUCCGGUGCUGGGCGAGGUGGGCUGUACGGUGGAGGAAGUGAAGUGGGAUGGGGAGGAGGACGUAGAGCUGCUGUCAGACUGCCGCUCAGAUCUUGCGCCAUUCAGCCAGGACAUUAGAAAGUGCGUAGAUGUUGAAUUUGAACUUGUGGGCCUGAGUUGCGUGCGACAAAUCUGGAACACGGACUGGACGUACCAGACCGCCCGGCAGGGUAGGAGCAGCUUCCCGCCGUUGGCGGCACAGAUCCAGCAAUUCUCUGGGUUUAUUUGA